AUGCGGGAUGCGCAGCUGCAGCCCGACGUCAUCAGCUACAACGCUGGCGUCAACGCGUGCGCGAGAGGUAGACAGUGGCAGCGGGCUCUGUUGCUAUUCAGCGAUAUGCGGAAGGCGAAGUUGGAACCCAACACAGUCAGCUAUAACGCCGUCAUGAGCGCGUGCAAUAAAGCCAAACAGUUGCCGCGGGCUCUAUCACUGUUUGAGGAGAUGCGGGCGGCGAGGUUGGAGCCCGACUGCAAAAGCUACAGCAUCGGGAUCAGCGUGCACCAGAAAGGAAAGCGGUGGCAGCAGGCUCUGUCGCUGCUUCGCGAGAUGUGCGGGGUGAAGGUGGAGCCAAACGUCUUCUUCAGCUACAGCGCUGGGAUCAGCGCGUGCGAGAAAGGCGAGCAGUGGCAGCGGGCCCUGGCGCUGUUGAGCGAGAUGCGUGAGGCGAAGUUGGAGCCCAACUCAGCUACAGCGCAGGGAUCAGCGCGUGCGAGAAGGGCGAGCAGUGGCAGCGGGCCUUGUUGCUGCUGA
Molecule: messenger RNA, 519 nt
Organism: Prorocentrum cordatum
Lineage: Eukaryota; Dinophyceae; Prorocentrales; Prorocentraceae
Source: the annotation of a GenBank genome assembly